Messenger RNA from Drosophila mauritiana, 2829 nucleotides. RefSeq names its product gonadotropin-releasing hormone receptor. Gene Ontology annotation, cellular component: membrane. The transcript has 5 exons. Lineage: Eukaryota; Metazoa; Arthropoda; Insecta; Diptera; Drosophilidae. Gene Ontology annotation, molecular function: corazonin receptor activity. The record is from RefSeq and is a predicted model, not a curated record. Gene Ontology annotation, biological process: neuropeptide signaling pathway. Bases 164 to 1903 code for a protein of 579 amino acids.
CCAACGUAAGCCAACUAAAUGCUGCAAUGCUGGUGACAUAUAAAACGAAAGUGGAAACGGAGUUCAUUCCUUAAGUAACCAAUUUAAGAUGUUGUGCUCCCAAGAUCCCUAAACCACCGUCCAAACCCAUUGAAUAACUUAUUUAAAGAAAAAUAUAUAGAAAAUGGAGGACGAGUGGGAUUCCUUCGAUCGCCUGCCCAGUGUUCCGAGUGCCUCGACGGAUUUGGAGGCGGAAAACGAGGUGGUCAGCAAUUGGUCCACACUGGCCAACUUCACGCGACUUGUGGCUGGUGCCGCUCCUGAAAUCGUCAACUAUACGCUCAACAUGAUUGACGUGGGUGUGGGCAUGGCCACGGAUAUAUCCAAUCUGAGCGUGAGCACCACGCCCCUGCCCGCCUACGCAAUCUCCAAUAGCUCCUCGCUGGCGCACACCAAUAGUCGCCAUGAAGCACCACCGAUGGCAGAGCAAGUUCCGGAGCACGUGAUGGACCACGCACCGCAACUAUCCCGAUCCGGGCUUCUGAAAGUGUAUGUCCUGGCGGUGAUGGCACUGUUCUCUCUGCUGGGCAACCUGCUGACCAUCUGGAAUAUCUACAAAACCCGCAUCUCAAGAAGAAACUCCCGGCACACGUGGAGCGCCAUCUACUCGCUGAUGUUCCAUCUGUCCAUUGCCGAUGUCCUGGUCACCUGGUUCUGCAUCAUCGGGGAGGCUGCGUGGUGCUACACCGUCCAGUGGCUGGCCAAUGAGCUCACCUGCAAGCUGGUAAAGCUCUUCCAGAUGUUCAGCCUCUACCUGAGCACCUAUGUCCUGGUCCUCAUCGGAGUGGACCGCUGGAUAGCGGUCAAGUAUCCGAUGAAGUCACUCAACAUGGCCAAGAGGUGUCAUAGACUACUUGGCGGUACUUACAUUCUGUCGCUGGUGCUCAGCUUGCCACAGUUCUUCAUCUUCCAUGUGGCGCGUGGCCCCUUCGUGGAGGAGUUCUACCAGUGCGUCACCCACGGAUUCUACACGGCGGAUUGGCAGGAGCAGAUGUAUGCCACCUUCACGCUGGUCUUCACCUUCCUGCUGCCGCUGUGCAUCCUGUUCGGCACCUACAUGUCCACCUUCCGCACCAUUUCCAGCAGCGAAAAGAUGUUUCAAGGAUCAAAGUUGGCCAACUACUCAACGGCCAAAUUGCCCACGCAGACGAAUCGCCAGAGGCUGAUACACAAGGCCAAGAUGAAGUCGCUACGCAUAUCCGUGGUGAUCAUCAUAGCGUUCCUCAUCUGCUGGACGCCCUACUACGUCAUGAUGAUUAUGUUCAUGUUCCUCAAUCCGGACAAAAGGCUGGGCGACGAUCUGCAGGACGCCAUCUUCUUCUUCGGCAUGUCCAACAGCCUGGUCAACCCACUCAUCUACGGUGCCUUCCACCUGUGUCCUGGCAAAGGGGGCAAGUCGAGCGGCGGGGGCGGCAACAACAACGCCUACAGCUUGAACAGGGGCGACUCGCAGCGCACACCAUCCAUGCUGACGGCGGUGACGCAGGUGGACGGCACAGGUGGCAGUUCCCGCCAGAUGCGGGCCUUCCGCCAGCAGAGCUACUACCGCAGCUCCUCCAACGGCACAGCCGGACCGGGUGCUGCUCCCUUCAAGGAGCAGGUGGGUCUGCUGCACGUGGGUCCCGGCAAUGGGACGCCCGGUGGCUCCGUCUCCAGCGGCGCCACGCCGCAGCUGAUGCGUAAGGGCUCGGCUCUGCUGGCCCGACAUCCCAGCUGCCUGAGGGAGCAGGAGCACCAGCAGCGCCUGCUGCUGCACGAGAAGCCCUCGACCCUGGUGCUCAGCUACGACAGCCAGCGGGGCGGAGUGGGCGUGGGCGUGGCCAGCGGUCUGCUGGACAACAACGAGCGGGUGUCGAGCGUGUGAGAGCAGCUGGCGAUGGCGGUAGCGGCGGCGGCGGUGGCGGUGGAUGCACCGGACACAGCAGAAGCAGCAGCAGCAGCGGCAUCAGUGGAUGCGGAUGCGAAUAUGGCGACGGAGGACGCCUGCUCCUGCUGCCAUUGCCUGAGCAGGGAGCUGGUGCGGCGGCAGUUGGAGCUCCAAGUGCUUCCAGUGCAGUGAGGCGACUGCCAGUGGAUUUGAUCCGGCUGGCUGAGUGGCCGGAGCUGGGGAUUCCAGCGAUUCCCUCGGUCAACGUGGAGUGGCGUCGAUGAUCAGAUCACCGGGGCGUGCAACAUGUGCUUAGAUAGUGCUAAUCGAGAGUUAAGUCUUCAAACACAAUGGGUGUGCUUAGAGGUAGCGUAGGAUUAGAGCUAGUCCGUACGAAGUGGUUGUCCUGCACUGGGAGAAACUCGUGGUCACUUUGCAUGUUCUCUGAAUGUUCCAAUACUUGACUUCAACAAGGAUACAAAAUAAGAAAUAAUAUGUAUUUACAGCCCAUAAAACUUAUAACUUGCAAUUAAAUCUGGUUGUGAAGAAAAUAGAUUUAACUUUUGAAUGUUUCAAAUGUUGCGAAUUCGCCAGCGUGUAAUCCGAUAUAAGCAACAAUAAUUACAAUUAUAAUCAAUGUGCAAUCAGAGUCACUUACAAUUUCAGCUUAAAUGACUGCUUAAUUGGACUAUAAAUAUAUACUUCAAAUGAGUUUCUCUCAUUGUCAGGGCAACUUUGUAAAGUUAAUUAACAGCGUUUUCCAGUUUUUUAUUUUGCUCCACCAGCCAAGUAACUAAGAAAUCAAUUCUCUAAUUGUGUAAAAAAGAAAUCAGCCAAAAACAGGGUAAAUCUAACUAUUGUAAAUACAUUUACUCAUUAUUUUGAGAAGAAUAUUGUAAAAAAUGAUUGUAAAGUUUAAAAUA